Thlaspi arvense is the source of this 5592-nucleotide messenger RNA. The record is from the annotation of a GenBank genome assembly. NCBI's taxonomy places the organism in Eukaryota, Viridiplantae, Streptophyta, Magnoliopsida, Brassicales, Brassicaceae.
AGGACAGACACUUCUCAGCGCGUGCGCACACGUGCGAGAAUAUAUUAAACCGAAAAUAAAUUUUGUCGUCUGUUUUGUUCGCAUUGUGACGGUACUUGCUCGCUUCUGAUUUCGAUUCCUCAGAGCAGAGACAGAGAGGAGAAUUCUCAAAGGGUCUAAGGAAUUUGGAAUUGAUGGCGUUCGUUGACGACGACGAAGAGGAAGACUCGGUUCCUCUAUCAGCAUCGGGUUAUUAUUUUGAAGAUGACGAUAAGGUUCCUGUGUCGUUCGCGCGGCUGCCAAUUCAAUGGAGCGAGAAGGAGAAAGUGGAUGGCAAUGCGGCCGGUUUGUACUUGCGAGGCACAUCUGAUAAUGGCCUUAUGCCUCUGCAUAGGCGUGUUAAGGCUUGGAGAUUCGACCUUUCCAACUUCAGUCCAGAGAUCUCUGUUCUUACGAAGGACAACGUCUGGAUCAAGCUUGAGAAGCCGAGGAAAAGCUAUGUGGACUUGAUAAGAACUGCUCUCGUAACUGUGCGGUCCCUUCAUUUUCUUCGAAGGAAUCCCCAAGCUUCGGAUAAAUCUCUCUUGGAGCAUUUAUCUAAGAGUUUCAAGGCAUUUGAAGUGAAGCCGUCACAGAAUGAUUUGGUGGAUCACUUUGAUUUAAUCGGUGAAGCUGUCAAGAGAGGUGGAAAAUUGGCGAAAUCGAAGUUUUUACUUGCAUUUCUCGCAAAGAAGCCUACCAAAAAGAGAUUACCUGAUGAGGAACACCCAAAGGAUGAUUUCAUAGUUGAAGAUGACUCAACCGUGGCUUCAGAUGAAGAUGCAUUGGAUGAUGAUGACGACGACGAUGAUAUGUUUGAGUCUGUUUGUGCAUUUUGUGACAAUGGUGGCGAACUUUUGUGUUGUGAAGGAAGCUGCCUGAGAUCAUUCCAUGCUACCAAAGAAGAUGGUGAAGAUUCACAGUGUAAAACUCUUGGCUUAACCAAGAUGCAAGUGGAAGCAACUCCGAAAUACUUUUGCCCAAACUGUGAGCAUAAGAUUCAUAGUUGUUUUAUUUGCAAGAAACUUGGCUCCUCUGAUAACUCUACUGGGGCUGCAGAGGUUUUCCAAUGCGUGUCAGCCACCUGCGGCUACUUUUACCAUCCUUCUUGUGUCACAAAACGACUACGCGUAGGAAAUAAAGAAGAGGCUGACGCAAUAGAGACGCAAAUCAUUGCAGGAGAGUUUACAUGCCCAUUGCACAAAUGCAGUGUCUGUAAAAAAGGAGAGGUUAAGACUGACCCUAAGUUGCAGUUUGCUGUAUGCCGGCGUUGUCCAAAGUCCUACCACAGAAAGUGCCUGCCCCGGGCAAUUUCUUUUGAAGAUAUUGAGGAGGACGAUAUAAUUACAAGGGCAUGGGACGGACUCUUGAACAACCGUGUACUCAUAUAUUGCGAACAACAUGAGAUCGAUGAAGAGCUCAAGACACCGCGCAGGGACCAUGUUAAGUUUCCUUAUACCGAGGAGGAGAAGGUUUUCACGUCAGAGAAAAGAAAGAUACCGGAAUCACAUGUGGGAAGAGACAAAGCGAGACCUAAUUUGAAGAAUCUUGCCUCGCGAGACACUUGUGGAAAAGCUUCUGAAAAAUCACAUAGAAGUUCGUUUACUUCUUCAAAAGAUGGUGUCUCGACAAAGAAGCAUGGAGUAGUUUCGUCUGUACCAGAUCAUUUGAGGAAACGAAAGGAAGUUGAUCCAUCCAGAAGGUCUAACUUGGCGCCAAACAAAUCCCAGAAAAUGAUGGAAUAUGGAGAGCCCCGUGAAGCUGGCAAGAAGAAAGUGGAAGUGAAUGAACCACGUGAAGCUGUAAAAAACAAGGUGGGAGUGAAAGAGGCACCCAAAUCUGAUAAAAGCAAGGUUUCUAUUUCUUCCAAGGAGCCAGUAAGUGAAAUUCCCACAUUAGACAAUGACUCUCAAAGGAGACUCUUGGCGAUAAUGAAAGAAUCUACGGAAGAAAUAACCAUGGAUGAUAUAUUAAAGAAAUACAAAGGUCCAUCUACGUAUAAAAGCUCCACAAUGAAUGCUGUGAGCAAGACGAUUACUAUGGGGAAGAUAGCGGGCUCAGUUCAGGCUGUCCAAACAGCACUAAAAAGGCUUGAGGAAGGAGGAAGCAUUGAGGAUGCAAUAGCAGUUUGUGGGCCAGAGGUUCUGAGCCAAAUCUACAAGUGGAAGGAUAAGCUCAAAGUUUAUCUUGCUCCUUUUAUCCACGGUGCACGCUAUUCCUCCUUUGGUCGUCAUUUUACUAAACCCGACAAACUUCAACAGAUUGUAGAUAGGCUCCAUUGGUAUGCAGAAGAUAGUGAUAUGAUUGUCGACUUUUGUUGUGGCGCUAAUGACUUUAGCUGUCUGAUGAAAACUAAGCUUGAAGAAACGGGCAAGAAGUGUUUAUAUAAGAAUUACGAUCUUUUUCAAGCGAAGAAUGAUUUCAAUUUUGAGAAAAGAGAUUGGAUGACUGUAAGGAAAGAGGAGUUGCCACCAGGUGAAAGGCUGAUAAUGGGGCUAAAUCCGCCAUUUGGAUUCAAUGCUUCUCUUGCAAACACGUUUGUUGACAAGGCUCUUGAGUUUCGCCCAAAGAUUCUCAUCCUCAUUGUUCCUCCAGAGACUGAAAGGUUAGAUAAAAAGAAGUCAUCUUAUGUGCUUAUAUGGGAGGAUGAUGCGGUCGUAUCUGGAAAGUCAUUUUACCUGCCUGGAUCUAUCAAUGGCGACGACAGCUGGAAUUUAGUUUCACCGCCCCUUUCUCUCUGGAGUCGGUCCGAUUUUGCAGCCAAGCACAAGGAUAUAGCGGAAAGGCAUAACCAUUUGACUAGCGUUGUGGAGAACUCAAAUUUUGUAGAAGAAGCAGACGCAUCUAUGCAUCCACUUGGAGCUUCUGAUAGGAUAUGUGAUGAUACUCCUACGAGGAGAGAUAAUAGUCCAUUUGAAAACGGUGAGAAUUCCAGAUUGGAAAACGAAGAUGUUCCUAUGGAAAUAGAUGAACUUGAGGUAGCUGAUUGUGUCAAUAACAUUCUGCGCUCUGAGAAAAUCGAAGCACGGGGAACUGUAAACCAUCAUCAGUUAGAUCACUCGUCAAGGAGAAGUCAGCUGGAAAAGGAGAAGAAGACCAAAGACUACUCUGGUAGGAUGCUUGGGAAGUCGGUGGAUUGGAAGAACAAGGACAUGGAUGAGGACCGAGGAGAGUUAAAUAUAAGACCGGAGAGCAGCGAAGUAAAUAUCCCCGAGACGACGCUAUCUGAUAGGCAGAGUCCUGUGAGGUCUUCUUCAGAUGACAUAUUUGCUGUCUGCACAUCAAUCUCCAAUACGACACCGCAAAGAUCUGAUGAGCUUGUGGAAGCAUAUCUGCCUGCAAUAACAAGGAAAAAAAGUAACGUGGGAAAGGAUACUAGAGAACACGUGCCGGACAUUGGAAAACCUGAAGAGAUGCGAAAUCGGCCCACGAGCUCUGUAAGACCCUCUAGAGAAGACGUCUACACUGUUCGUGCAUCACCAGCAAACACGGGUCAGAAACCAUACGAAGCUUUUGAACAAUCUUAUGGUGCAACUGCAUCCCAUUUCAACGACGGUCUUGCUGCUAAGUAUUGUAUUGGUAUCGGUGGAGGCUACAAAAUGUCAGAUCCUCUUCUAAUACCGGAUCAGUUUCCGUUGGCGUCAUCUCUGAGGAAUGGUUCUAACGAGAUGUUUGAUUACCGAGGAUACUCCGACCUCAACAGAGGGGUUAGUCCAAGAGAGUAUUCGCAGCAGUACGGUGGACACAUGGACCCAAUGUUAGCACCUCUUCCUCCAAAUCUGGUUGACAAUGCAUUCCCGUUGCAACAACGUUAUGCGUCUCAUUUUGAUGAAAUGAAUUACCAGAGGAUAAGCUCUUUCCCAUCUCAGACUCCGAUGCAACAACCUAGUGGAAGCAGUAUCUAUGAUCCUUCUAGGCCUGGCUUUCCGUCGCAACCGCCACCAUCUGGAGACUCUGGGAUGACGCCAAUGGGUUUUGCCCCUGGCCCGAACUACCCUUAUAUUAAUAGAUCUGGCGGUUGGCUUAACGACUAGACCAGCUCUCAUUUUCCUUGUAUUUUCAACAUUAGUACUAGUUUGGUUGGUCUUUUAUCUCAUUCUCUAUAGUUGUAGGAAGACUAGAAGAAAUCUAAAAGUUUUUCUCUACCACAAAUAUAUGUCGACUGAGUGGGCCUUUUGAUUAUGUUUAAUAAUUAUGAAAAAAAAGCCAGCUUGUUGUCUUUAAACUUUAUGUCACAAUACUAGACCACGUCAAGAUUAGGUGGUUGCACAUAAUUAGCAAAGUAAAGAUCUGAGAAAUGGAAGAGGAGUUGAGAAACUUAAUUAAGGUAUGGAUCUCUGCCUUAAUCUCCAUCAGUUAUUGUUACUACAUCUCAUCUAGAAUCUCCAAAGGUGUUCUUCGUCUUCUUUUUAUUCUUCCCGUAUGUAUUCUGUUUCUUGUUCUUCCUCUGUUCCUCUCUUCUGCCCACUUUUGCGGCGUUUCAGCUCUUUUUUUCUCGUGGCUAGCAAACUUCAAGCUUCUUCUCUUUGCUUUUGAUCAAGGACCUUUGUGUCCACUUCCCUCAAAUCUCUACCGUUUCAUCUGCUUAGCUUGUUUCCCCAUCAAAAUCAGACAAAACCCUUCUCCAAAUGCGAUCACAAAUCUUCAUCGCAAAAAUGAGCCUAUGCCUAAAUGGGUUUUUGCUGUUAAAGUUUUGGUGUAUUGCGUCUUGUUACAUUCUUAUGAAUACAGCGACGCUUGGCCUCGGUUCGUUGUCUUGGCCAUCUAUUGUCUCCAUAUAUACCUCGAGGUCGAACUUGUCUUGGUGCUUGUCGGUGCCGUGGUAUCUACUCUUCUCGGCUGUGACAUCGAGCCAGUGUUCAAUGAGCCUUACCUAGCCACCUCUCUACAGGACUUCUGGAGCCGCAGAUGGAACCUCAUGGUUUCAGCUGUCCUACGCUCAGCCGUCCACAUACCGGUUCAGCGUUUUUCCACACGCUUUCUCGGUCCAAACACAUCUGUGUUAGUCGGGGUCAUGGCCUCGUUCCUUGUCUCCGGUUUGAUGCACGAGCUGAUCUACUUUUACGCGAUCCGUCUUCCUCCAACUUGGGAGGUGACUUGUUUCUUCGUGUUGCACGGUGUUGCCACCGCCACAGAGAUAGCGGUGAAGAGAACACUGCGGUUGAGACCACCGCACCGGGCUGUCUCGCGUCUUGCGGUUCUGGCGUUUGUGAGCGUGACGGGCGUUUGGCUGUUCCUCCCUCAACUGCUGAGAAAUAAUGUUCAUGAGAGAGCGAUUGGUGAAUGUUUAUUGGUUAUUGACUUUGCCAAACGCAAAUUGUUCAUUUCUUCUUAAUGAUUCUCUUUUUAUAUAUACAAAUAUAUUACGGCUAAUAGCAAAGCAACCAAACUUAGUUAUCUUCAAUGUGUGAAAACGUAUUUAGAAGUGUGAGACACGUUGUGUAGUUAAUUCCUCAAUUACAAAUAUUAACACGUUACUAGCUUGAUUUGAUAACUGAAUUUGACAAAACAUUUUGCUGAUUGUUUAGGUUUUAGUUGUAUUGUGUGCUUGGUCAAAAACCGAAUGUUUAGUGG